Volvox carteri f. nagariensis is the source of this 1836-nucleotide messenger RNA. RefSeq lists its product as uncharacterized. NCBI's taxonomy places the organism in Eukaryota, Viridiplantae, Chlorophyta, Chlorophyceae, Chlamydomonadales, Volvocaceae. The coding region runs from base 1 to 1836 and encodes 611 amino acids. The transcript is spliced from 14 exons. The record is from RefSeq and is a predicted model, not a curated record. Gene Ontology annotation, biological process: transmembrane transport. Gene Ontology annotation, molecular function: transmembrane transporter activity. Gene Ontology annotation, cellular component: membrane.
AUGGCUGGAGGACAGGGGGGCACGGCUUACGCGCAGCAGCAGUUGGUAUCUAGGGGACAUGCUGAGGGGGAAACCUCAUGCUCUAGAGCUCACGCAUUCCCGCAGUACGACUUGCCGCUGCCGGGCACAAUGCCUGCGACAUCCGGCCUGGCAUCACCAUCCCACUUAGAGAACUCUGCCAACAGCGGACCUAUUGCAUCUCCGGAACUUUUGACAAGUCCGCGGGGCCUUCCCCCCAGCACCGGCGGCAGCAGCGCCAGAGCGGCCAUGGAGAUUCAAGAGGCGCUGCUGCCUGCGCAGCCUCCCCCUCCCUUCCAGCACCCCAUCUCCCUGACUCGGAGGAGGUGGAUGGUGUUCAUGUUCUGCCUGGUUGCCGCGCUGCUCUUCGCCGACCAGAACCUGCUGGCGCCGAAUCUCACCGCCGCCGCCAACUACUUCCGUCUCAAUGAACGUCAGAAGGACACGUUGCUGGGGGGCGCUCUGAUGGCGGCCUUCUUCGCCGUGGGGGCCCCCGCGGCCCUGCUGGUGGGCUGGCUGACUGACCGGGGGGACAUCAACCGCCGUACACUGCUGUUCUGGGUGGUGGUGGUGGGGGAGACGCCCUGCCUGCUCACAUACUGGGUGAGGUGGGGGAGGGAGCCGGGGGUCAGGUCCUUCUGGCAGUUCUUCCUGCUUCGCGCCUUGACGGGUGUGGCAGUUGGCGGUUGCUUCCCGUUGGUGUUCAGUUUGCUGGGGGACCUGUACCCGCCGGGUAGGAGGACGGCGGUCAGCGCGGCGGUGCAGAUAGCCACGGGGCUGGGGAUUGCUGCGGGCCAGGCCCUGAGCGGUUCCAUAGGUCCCGCCACGAACUGGCGCCUGCCGUUCGUUGUGGUCGCGGCGCCGUCCCUGUGUGCGGCUCUGCUCAUGCUGGCGACCACGCAGGAGCCCCCUAGAGGGGCGUUUGAGGAGGCGCUGAGGGAGCGUUACUCGGAGGGCCUGGGUGCGUACGAGGGCUCCAUCAGCUGGUCCAAGGGGCUCCCGGGCAGCUUGCCGUGGGGCAUGGUGCUCACGUACUUCAAUGAUUUCCUUGCGCAACAAAAGGGUUUUACGGUACAGGCCGCCACGGCCGUGAUCUUGUUUUUCGGAGCGGGCGGAGCGUUGGGGGUCAUUGGCGGCGGGGCGGGUGGGCAGUGGCUGUACAACAAGCGCAAAGAGUACCAGGCGCUGUUGGCGGGCGGCUGUGUGUUGGCAGGUAUCGGACCACUGUACGCACUCAUCAACUCGGACCUUCAGCGCAUGGGUCUCGCCGCCAGCUGCUUCGUGGCCGCCCUGGGGGGCGCAGUGGCCUCAGUGGCGGGACCCAACCUUAGAUCGGUGAUACUCAACGUGAACGAGCCGGAGACACGGGGGGUGGCUCUGGCACUGCAGUCUAUGACGGAUGACCUGGGCAAGGGCCUUGGACCCGUGCUGGUGGCGGGGCUCAUCCAUGUGCUUGGUCGCGAGGGUGCCUUCAAUGUGGCCACCGGGGGCUGGAUUCCCUGCAGCGUGAUGCUCACCUCCCUGGUGUGCUGCAUGAGGAGAGAUGAGGCGGCCAUGCAGGCGAGAUUGGCGCAGAGCAGCGAAGCACAGGCAGCAGCGGCGGUGGCGACGGCUGGCGGCGGCGGCGAGAAUGCUGCAGGGACGGGCAUCACGGUGGUGCUGCCGGAGGUGCCACAGGCGGCGACGGCGGCGGCGGCGGCAGCGGAGGAGGAGGUGCGGACGGAGGAGCGGCGGCUGGCGAAGCGGUGCCUGACGGCGGCGGCGGCCAAACGCGUUGCGCGCGGGCGGGGGAAAAUGAGGAUGAGGACACAACAGUAA